AUGAAGAUUAAACCAGAAAAAAUUAAUUUGUUUACUUCUCGAUUAAAACAAGAAGCCAAAUAUUAUUGUUCAAAAAAGUUUACUGAAAUCAAUGAGAAUUCUGAUAAAUCAAAAAUAAUAACAGAAAAAAUAGGACCAUGCCGUCCAAAAGUAUGGUGUGCAAAAUCCCCUCCAGUUUUAUAUGGAACUGAAAAAUUGAAAAGUGCUGCUAUAAAUUUGACUGAAGAAGAAAUUAUUGAUGCUGUUGGUAUAAUGGGUAUAGGAGGUUCUUGGGCACCAGAAGAUUGCAAAGCUAGACAUUCUGUUUGUAUAAUAAUACCUUACAGAGAUAGACAAGAUCACUUAUGGACACUUUUACAUAGGCUUAUACCUUUACUUAAACGACAACAGUUGGAUUUUAAAAUUUUUGUUGUUGAGCAGGUCAGUAAUGCAACUUUUAAUAAAGGUGCUAUAAUGAAUGCUGCAUUCUUAACCAUUUAUCGUAACUAUGGCCUUCGUAAUGCAGAUGAUUGGCACAAAGGAUUGUACAACUGUUACAUAUUUCAUGAUGUAGAUAUGCUGCCUGAAGAUGACAGGAACAUGUACAGUUGUUCAAAAUUCCCAAAACAUUUGUCAGUAGCAGUGAAUGAAUUUAAAUAUAAAUUGCCUUAUCAUCACCUUGUUGGUGGAGUAUUUAAUAUUAGACCAAAGCACUAUUUUCGUGUUAAUGGAUACUCUAAUCUUUUUUGGGGUUGGGGAGGUGAAGAUGAUGAUAUGGGAUACAGAAUUGAACAUGUGGGUUUACCUAUCACACGACCACCAGAACAUUUUGGACGUUAUACAAUGGUGAAGCAUAUUAAACGUAAACCUCUUGCUCAUGCUGUUCGCCUGAAAUUAGUACAUACUAGCCAAAAACGAUAUAAAUAUGACGGACUUAAUACAUUGAAAUAUAAAGUAUGCAGUGUUGAUUCAGAAAAAUUAUUUACUAGAAUAUUAGUAGAUGUUGGAGAUAUACCUGAUUAUGUGCGAUCUUUUGAAACUAAACAAUCUUCUACCAAAAAAAAAAACCAAUAG
Molecule: messenger RNA, 1053 nt
Organism: Daktulosphaira vitifoliae (grape phylloxera)
Lineage: Eukaryota; Metazoa; Arthropoda; Insecta; Hemiptera; Phylloxeridae
Product: beta-1,4-N-acetylgalactosaminyltransferase bre-4-like
Exons: 5
Coding region: 1-1053 (350 amino acids)
Biological process (GO): carbohydrate metabolic process; glycosphingolipid biosynthetic process
Molecular function (GO): N-acetyl-beta-glucosaminyl-derivative 4-beta-N-acetylgalactosaminyltransferase activity
Source: RefSeq, a predicted model, not a curated record